AUGGCAGACACGAUGGCGAUGCAGUCGGCAGUCCGCCUACCAACUCCGCCGCCUGGAGUUUCGUACUCACCGCGCGCAUCCGUCCCUCGCAAGCGGUCACCAACCUCGCGUUCUCCAUCUCCAGACCGUCGUCGCCCUGCACCAGCCCAAGCAGACGCAGGAAAUGGCCAGCGUGAGCCAGAUGCGAGGGAACAAGAGUUGGCAGAGCGGUUUCGCCGGCCCCAGCGGCCAGCUGCCUCUAAACCACUGACGGAGGAGGAGAAACAAGCCGCUGCAAAAGCCGAAUAUGAAAAGCUCCUCACCAUGCGCUCUGGGGGUACAUAUAUACCUCCUGCGAAGCUGCGGGCACUGCAAGCUCAGAUAACGGAUAAGUCGAGCAAGGAAUACCAGCGGAUGGCAUGGGAGGCCCUGAAGAAGUCGAUUAACGGGUUGAUCAACAAAGUCAACGUUUCGAAUAUCAAGCAUAUUGUACCUGAGAUGUUUGGAGAGAAUCUAGUUCGUGGUCGAGGCCUGUUCUGCCGCAGUAUCAUGAAAGCCCAGGCUGCCAGUUUGCCGUUUACGCCGAUAUAUGCUGCCAUGGCUGCCAUCGUGAAUACGAAACUUCCCCAGGUUGGAGAACUAUUGUUGCAUCGAUUGAUUGUGCAGUUCCGCAAGGCGUUUAAACGCAACGACAAGGCUGUUUGCAUUUCCUCGACAACAUUUAUUGCGCACUUGUGUAAUCAGCAGGUAGUGCACGAGAUGGUUGCUGCUCAGAUAUUACUCCUGCUUCUCCACAAACCCACUGACGACAGUGUCGAGAUCGCUGUUGGACUUACACGGGAGGUUGGGCAACAUUUGGAGGAAAUGAGUGGCCCGAUUGCAUUGGCAGUAUUCGACCAGUUCAGGAACAUUCUACACGAAGCAGACAUCGACAAACGAGUGCAAUAUAUGAUCGAGGUCUUGUUUCAGGUUAGGAAGGACAAGUUCAAGGACAACCCCGCUAUCAAGGAAGAACUUGAUCUUGUUGAAGAAGAGGAUCAAAUUACACAUCGUGUUGGCCUGGAUGACGAGAUCAACGUCCAGGAUGGGUUGAACAUCUUCAAGUUCGACCCCGAGUGGGAGGAGCACGAGGAAGCCUACAAGAAAUUAAAGGCUGAAAUCCUUGGAGAAGGAAGCGAUGAUGAGGAUGAAGACGACUCCGAAGCUAGCUCUGAGGAAGAAGAGGAUGAAGAGGAGAAGGAGAUGGAUAUCAAGGACCAGAGCAACACAGACCUGGUCAACCUACGACGAACUAUCUAUCUAACGAUCAUGUCCAGUAUCGACUUCGAAGAAUGUUGUCACAAGCUGAUGAAAAUCAACCUUCCUGUUGGCAAGGAAUCGGAGUUACCAUCCAUGAUCAUAGAAUGUUGUUCGCAAGAACGCACCUAUUCCAAAUUCUACGGUCUAAUUGGUGAAAGAUUCGCCAAAAUCAACAGACUAUGGGCUGACCUCUUCGAAACCGCCUUCGCUACAUACUAUGAAACCAUCCAUCGGUAUGAGACGAACAGACUUCGAAACAUCGCAAGAUUUUUCAGCCACAUGCUCAGCUCUGACGCCCUGGGCUGGCAUGUGUGGUCUAUCGUGCACCUAAAUGAAGACGAAACAACCUCCAGCAGCCGUAUCUUCACUAAAAUCCUCUUCCAGGACCUUGCUGAGGUCCUUGGAAUGGCCAAACUGCAAGAACGACUAAGAGACCCCAUUCUCCGACCUAGCUACGACGGCAUAUUCCCAUCUGAUACCCCUCGCAAUACCCGUUUCGCUAUCAACUACUUUACCAGUAUUGGAAUGGGCGCCCUUACUGAAGAGAUGCUCGAUCAUCUCGUUCUCGCUCAGCGUCACGCUCUCGCUCCCCAUCUCGAGGCCGUCGAAGUGUCCGUGGAAGAUCAGCAUCAUACUCUCUCUCGCGCACCCCAUCAAGCAGAUCUAGAAGCCCAUCUCGAGGACGGCGUAGAAGCUACUCUAGAUCAAAGUCAGCAAGCCCUCCCCCACGGCGUCGUGCUAGACGUGCAUCAUCAUCAUACUCCCGCUCCCCAUCUGCAUCCGCAUCACCUCCCCCACGCACUCGCACUCGCACUCGACGGUCACCAUCCGACUCUCGCUCUCGUUCCCGCUCAGUAA
This is a messenger RNA of Arthroderma uncinatum, 2136 nucleotides long. RefSeq lists its product as uncharacterized. The transcript is spliced from 2 exons. Lineage: Eukaryota; Fungi; Ascomycota; Eurotiomycetes; Onygenales; Arthrodermataceae. Gene Ontology annotation, cellular component: catalytic step 2 spliceosome. Gene Ontology annotation, biological process: mRNA splicing, via spliceosome. Bases 1 to 2136 code for a protein of 711 amino acids. The record is from RefSeq and is a predicted model, not a curated record. Gene Ontology annotation, molecular function: RNA binding; protein binding.